AUGGAGGCUAUUCGGGCUGCCGCUCCGGCUCUUGGAGAAAAGAAACAUAAACCAGGAGAUGGCUUCUCAGCAAAUAAUUUAUUCCCAGGAGAAGAAAGUGAGACUGAGCAGAUAUCUGCUGUUGAUUAUGAAUGUGGUGAAGAAGAAGAGAGAAAAGAUUAUGAGGAAGAAAGCAAUGAACAGCAAGAUAUAUUAGUUGAAGAUGAUCUGAACAAUAAUAGAUUUGAGUAUAAAUCUGGAGUGCAAGAAUGGCCAGAUGGUUCUUGCUAUAAAGGCGAAUUUUCAUUUGAUUUAAAACUUGGAUAUGGAGAAUUUGCCUGGGACAAUGGUGAGGGGCUUUACAAGUCUGAUGAACGUUUUGGACCAGGAAUUGAAACUUAUCCAGAUGAUAGGCAAGAUGUUGGCCUGUGGCAUCGACACCAUAUUAUUAAACUAUGUACACAAAUUCCUGAGCAUUUUACUCUUUUUGAUUUCCCAGAACUCAGUAUCUAUUUUGAUGCUGAGUCUAAACAGCAAUAUAUUUCAGAGGAAAGCACUUCUAUAUGGGACUUGAAUGAAGAAAAGGAUCCAUUUUUCUACAGAUUCAAACGCCUUCUCCUAAAUGAUGACAACUAUACGCUGCCUGCUAAUAUGUAUAUAUAUUCAAUUGAUGCAGAUAAUCUUCCUCUUACACAAUCCUUCUUGAAAGAGUUUGAUUUUCAAUAUUUUAAGAAACGAAAACAUCACGCUUCUGAAAAACCAUGGCGUAUAACAAACAUAACCCCUAUUCUGGUUAAGAUGCAGAAAAACAUAUAUAAGUAUAGGCAUUGCCAGAGUGACAUAGAGUGGAAUAUUAAUGCUAUUAUCAAAGGCAAUCGGUACGGUUUUGGAGCUAAAGGUCCCAAAGAGCUUAUUGCUGAAGAACUGAUUGAGAAAUCAGCAGAAGGAAACUAUAAAAGAGUUUAUGAAAUUCUGAGGGAAAAUCUGGCCCAUCCUGAUAUAGCAGAUAUGAGUGGAUAUACAGCUCUUUCUGCUGCUGCUUUGAAUUAUCAAGAAGACAUCAUCAACCUUCUUCUAGAUUGUGGAGCUGACGUGAAUAAAUGCAGUGAUGAAGGAUUAUCAACUUUGUCUAUGUGUAUGAUUCAUUAUUUCCCUGCAGAAGGAUUUCAGCCUAAUAUUGCCGAAAGGAAUAUCUUUUCAAAAGAGUUAGAAAACAUCCUUGAAGAAAUGUCUAAAGAAUCUGUAGCAUUAUCACGGUCAGAUAUAUCUCAAUUAUCUGAAGCAAGUACAAAUGCUACCACACCCCCAUCCGUUGAAGCAUUGUCAGUCUCAGUUGAAAAGACAGAAUUUAUCCCAGAUAUUGAAAUUAAGUCAUCGGAGGAAACAGACAAUGGAGAAAAGAGCUCUGGGACAAUUUGUGGUAUUUACAACUACAAAAUUAAGAUUUCUCCAGAAACUAUGCAUCAUGGUGCAGUUGUUCUUAGCCACCAUAUGUUACAAACUCAGUGUUACCCAGAUACUGGGGACUCUGUUCAUCAGGAAGGCACCUUAAGGAGAAUGGCAGCAUCAUUAACAGAACAAAAAAAGAGAAUGUCUAUAAUUAAAGCGCUCCUAAGGAGAGGUGCUGACCCAAAUAUUUCCAACAUCCCAAUGCAUGUACUGUUCUUUGCUGUUAAAUCCGCCGAUGCAGAAGUUGUGCAAAUACUUCUAGAAGCUGGAGCAAGGACUGACAUACGACUUCCAACCAGACUUGGGGGUGUGGCUCCUCUUCAUAUUGCUGCUGCCCUUUCUGGUGUAGAAGGGAUUGCAAUCACAGAAUUACUACUUCAUGCUGCUGCAGAUCCUGAUGUCAGGGCACAAGACGAGGACGAUAUAUUCCGACUAGAUAAGAUUCCAGUGAAGUUUGAUAUUGGUGAAUCAGUAUCUUUCAUAAAAAUGAAUAAUGAACCCGGACCACCGAAAAGUUACUACAGAGAAUGUAAUAUUGUCCCAGAGGAAGGUGGAAGGACACCUCUUCAUAUUGCCUGUGAGAGGGAAGACAAUUUGAUGAAUACUGGCAAAGUUAUUCAACAUCUGUUAGAUCACAAUGCAAAUCCAAAUGUCCUGUGGAAUGGCCAUUCCCCUCUUUCCCUAGCAGUUGCUUGUGGAAAUGAACAGGCAGUAGCUGAACUUCUGGCUGGUGGAGCUGAACCAAAUCUACCUCUAAGCCAAAGUAUUGCAAGUGCCUUGUGUGCUGUUAUUAAUCCUGCAUAUGAACAGACUGGGACAAUAGCAGCUAAGAUCGCACUGAUUGAGACUCUCAUCGCAGCAGGUGCAGAUAUGCUGAUGCCAAUUACUCUUAUUGAUGAGAGUAGAACUGCAGUGGGGACAGUUGUGGACUACACAUAUUUCAAAUAUUAUCAGGAUAAAAGACUGUUGCAUAUUCCCCUCCAUUCUCUCUCACCAAUGGAGAGGGAUGCAUAUGCGUUUCGGCGAAAGAUGCUGGAUUUUCUUAGUGAACGGCUUCGUGACUGUGUCAUUGAAAAGGAAAAACAGUGGGAUGAAGAAGAAUUUAGAAAAAUCAAAAUUGCUUCUGCAGGAGUAAGAAGGAAAUCUAUAAAUACCGCUUUAGGACCAUUACCAGAAAUAGAUCCGUCAAAAUUGCUCUUCUUUAAAUACUGCUACCAGUGUGGACGAUCUGUUGGUGUGACCCUUACACCUUGUCAACAUUGUUUUGAGAUCUUCACUUGCAGCAAGUCCUGUAAGGUCAAGGCUUGGAAUGAACGGCAUAAGCGAGAGUGUUUACAAACAGUGAGACAACGUAAAGCCAGCAUUAAAACAAAAGUGACUGUUCAAUACAUAAAAUCAAAGGACACGAAAGCAAAGAAACAGGCAGCAGCCAGACAUAAAAAAGAAGACAUAGAAAAGUGGAAACACGAUAGAAGACGACGAACUCCUCUGCAGGCUAGCAGUCAAGCAGAUCUCCCUUACACUGGAAACUAUAGUUUCAUUUAGAUGUUACUUUUAAUAAUGCAGGACUGGUCAAUUUGAUGUUCAAAAUGCUGCAUAAGGAUGAAAAGAAAAGACACUUGUUUUUAAGACACAAAUUAAGAAAUUGUGUGUUUUUGUGUUAUUUUGGGGAACCAGUUUAAACAAAUGCCUGGUAUUCAUUUACGGAUGUGGUAAAGUGCCCAUACUUUUCCAAAGUCUGUUCUUUUCAAUAAAUGUUUUUUUUUUAAGAAUCUGGUUUACCACAUGUUAACUUGGGAAGAGAGAAUGACUCUUCUGAUGAUAUAGACAUUUCUGUCAUCAUCUGGUCUUUCAAAUUCCUCAGCUGAUGGAUAACAUUAACCCUCAUAAUAGUUUUAACUCAAUGUGCUGCUUAGUUUCCACAAUAAAGAUUUUUGCCAAGUAGUUGAUGGUUCUAGUAUAAGCAUAAAUGUAAGAAUCUUUUUAUUGUGCUUCCAGGAAAUUCAGAAACAAGGGAGAAUCAGUUUUUUAUUGAUUUUAAAUGCGUAUGAGUUAGAGAACUGAAGCAAUUGUUUUAUCUGUUCAGUUGACAGAAACAAAGAAAGCUGUUCCACAAGCUCUUAAAUGCACCCAGUUCUCAGUCUGAGUGGUGACUUUUAAAAUUGCAUCCUUGAAAUCUGAAAUUCGCAGCAUUUAACUGGUGGAAUUCAUGAUUAAAAGUUUCUGUUCCGAGUAAUAAAACAGCACAGAUCUUAUUUUAGUUGAAGCUUAGUUUGAAAACUUAAAUUAUUGAAUGAGGCGAUUGUUGUUAUAGGCGAUCCCCUGUAGGCUUAGUACUGAAACAUCACAUUACUAGUGAUCUUUUCAAUUACAGAUCCUAUUGCAGUCAGUGGAAAUUGGAGUAGAAUUUAGCAGUGUUUGUACUUGUAAUUGAGGGUGAAAAAAAUGCUAGCAGUUGUCUUGCUUAAGGCUACUGAUGGUGUUAACAAUAUUGAAGUAUCCUAUUGUUAUGCCUCUGCUGUAAUA
Messenger RNA from Notechis scutatus (mainland tiger snake), 3954 nucleotides. The record is from RefSeq and is a predicted model, not a curated record. NCBI's taxonomy places the organism in Eukaryota, Metazoa, Chordata, Lepidosauria, Squamata, Elapidae.